AUGGACAAGGGAAGGAAUUACAAAAAGAAAAAUGAAGUUGCGGCCCCAUCUGAUGGCAAUUCUACUAUGAGGCUUAGAUGCACAUUUAGGCUGAGAUUUGUUCAGAGUGGUAUUGGUUGGAAGGUGGUGGUUAAAUGUGGGAUGCAUAAUCAUAGACUGGAUAAGGAUUUGGUAGGUCAUGACAUCUUGGGCCGUCUAAAAUAUGAUGAAAGAAAGUUUGUGAAUGACAUGACGAAGUACAAUAUGGCACCUAGGUACAUCGUGUCUGUUUUGAAAGACAAAUACCCAGAAAAUCUCACGAGUAUUACCCAAAUAUACCGAGCUAGAGUAACAUACAGACUGGGCAAGAGAGGUGCACUGACAGAAAUGCAAAUGUACCGGCUACCACUGCUUGAGAUUGUUGGUGUUACAUCAAUAAAAUUAAUGUUUUCAGUUGCUUUUGCAUUUUUGGAACAUGAAAGGGAGGAGAACUUUGCAUGGGCACUAGAGAAGCUUAAAGAGUUGUUUUAUUCUGAGGAGUUGCUACCAGAUGUCAUGUAUGUGAAAUCAGAAAGACAAGAACAUGUCAUGGAUCAACGGAACAACAUGAUGUAUUCAAAUACAGAAGACGAAUUUGAUGUACAUCUCAACCACUUCGAGAGUGUAUGUGGUGAUAUUCCAUCAUUUGUCAAGUAUAUGAAAGAGACAUGGUUAACACCAUAUAAAGAAAGAUUUGUUGCUGCAUGGACUAAUCGAGUCGCUCAUUUAGGGAACACAAUAAGAAACAGGGUGGAGUCUGCACAUUGGAGACUGAAGAACAUGUUGACUACAAGUCGUGGGGAUUUAUGUGCAAGCUGGUAUAUUAUGAACAUAAUGUUGAAGUUACAGCUAGACAAUGUAUAUAACUCAUUGGAAGUGGACAAUAAAGAGUCAAAUUUGUUGGUGCGGGCAAGGAGAGGUCUGGUUGUUACAUUAGAAAAACACAUGGGUUAUCUUGUGCAUUUCAGCUCACCGGUUACCAGAUUCUAA
This is a messenger RNA of Vicia villosa (hairy vetch), 1008 nucleotides long. RefSeq lists its product as uncharacterized. Bases 1 to 1008 code for a protein of 335 amino acids. NCBI's taxonomy places the organism in Eukaryota, Viridiplantae, Streptophyta, Magnoliopsida, Fabales, Fabaceae. The transcript has 5 exons. The record is from RefSeq and is a predicted model, not a curated record.